Apaloderma vittatum (bar-tailed trogon) is the source of this 1070-nucleotide messenger RNA. RefSeq names its product protein FAM188B-like. Lineage: Eukaryota; Metazoa; Chordata; Aves; Trogoniformes; Trogonidae. The transcript has 5 exons. The annotation marks the transcript as partial. The record is from RefSeq and is a predicted model, not a curated record.
AUGGACAACUCCUUUGUGGAAGAAGUGGCUGCUUCACUGGUGAGAGAAUUUCUCAGUAGAAAGGGUUUGAAGAAAACCAUCACCACCAUGGACCGAGAGCUGCCACGUUCUGCACUUAGCAUCAAUAACAGAAACGAACUCCGAAAUGUCCUGCAUCUGCACUCCUUGUACAAACAGAACAAGGCAAAGGAGAACCCACUGAAAACACUUCUUGAAGUUAUUACCAAUUACUUCCUUGAGCACCGGGGGACUUCCAGAAGCAUCAGCUCAAGUUCUGCUCUGUCAGCUCCUCAAAGUAAGAGCUCAACAUCUCACCCGCUCGAGCUCUCAGAUGAAGACCAGGUUCACGGGAGUGCCAUGACGCUCGGUGAAAGUGAAACUCCAGCCUGCAGGUAUGAUGCUGAGAAUCCACUAAAUAAAAUACUUCCAUCCAGAAAACAUCAGCACAGAAGUGAAAAAUGCCACACAGGGACAACACACAACAACCACUUGUCCUCAGACGGGGAUAAGAAUUUAAAAGAUAGUCGAGAAGAUUUAAAAGCAGCAACAAUUUCUGAGGAGCUGAAAUCCACAGUGAAGGAAAAGCCAAAGCCCAGGUCUGGUCUCAUUGUCAGAGGAAUGAUGGCUGGACCAGUAGAGAGUUCACCAGAGGAUCUGCAAAAAAGGAGGCUUUCAAAACGAUCCACGAGCAUAAUCAGCACAGCACACUGCAAGGGUGAAGAACAUGAAGAAAAUUCCCUGAGUGUCCCAAGUAUUGCCUAUCAAGAUAGCAAAGGAUCUUCAACACAAGUAAAUACGGAGUUUUCAUCAAAGACUGUGUCAAGCUCACACACAAGUUCCGCCUCUCAAAAACUAAGAAACAUCCCCAAAGACACAGACGACUCUUUUGCCAAACUAGUGUCUGAAAGAGAGAGGACCAAGACAGAAGAAAGAAAAUCAGUCCCAGAUUUUGGUACAGACAGCAAUGAAAAAAGCCUUAAAGUGAGUGCAUCUCACAGACAUUCAGGGGCUGGAAGAGAGAAGAAAGAAAGAUCCCUCAAGAAAAGUGAGAGUCGAUUGUCAGGCCACAG